AUGUCCUUUGUACGGGGGAAUCUCACAGCCGAGCAGAAGGCUCGAAUAGAGGCGAAUCGCCAAAGAGCUCUUGAUAGAUUACAAAGAAAAGGUUUGGCUAGUUCUGGGACAAGUGCUGGAGUUGGAUCAUCUGGACCAGCCAAUGUAGCUAGCACAACUGUGUCUAGCUCUACCAAUAAUAUAUCGAGUGCACCAGUUGUCAGUGCCGGGUCAUCCAUUGCUGCGACAUCGAGCAUCCCAGUGGCACCACCAUUGAAAAGACCAAGAAUAGAAUUGACUCCAGAACAAAGGAAAAGGAUAGAAGAGAAUAGGAAACGAGCGCUUGAGAUCCAAAGACAAAAGCAACUACAGAAUCGGAAUGCUGAACAAACUGCAGCGUCUACCGUACCGAUGACGUCAUCCAAUACUUCAACGGCCCCUAUCCCUGGAUAUACCAAUGUAAGACUCCCCAAGGAACUGUCCAGUGAAGGAGGAACAAGUUUGGUGAAUGGUAAACCCCCCGCGAAACAAUACCAACCACCAUCGAUCAACAAAAAAGAUUACAUUGAAUAUGAUUUUUCCACCAUGAAGGAUUCAUAUGGUGGGUUCAUUGAUGAAACUGGUGGAGGUAUAGGCGGGGCCGGAGCACCACCAGAGGAAAACCCCACCUUGGAAGCAUGGAAGGAACGCCAGAAACAACAGCUUGUGGUAAGAGAACUCCCACCACCGUUGGAUAUCUCGGCAGCACCCAAAUGUGAAGAAUGUCAAUCAAUGGAGAUAGAUCAGAAUAUUUAUCAGAAUUUUCGUCACGUACGGGUCUGUAGGCCAUGUGCCAGGGCGAAACCUGAACGGUAUGCCCUUCUCACCAAGACUGAGUGCAAGGAAGACUAUCUCUUGACCGAUCCAGAACUUAAAGAUGUCGAGCUUUUACCACGGGUGGAAAAGCCAAACCCUCAUGGAUUUUCAAGGAUGCAACUUUUCCUAAGGCUCCAAGUGGAGGAGUAUGCCUGGAAGAAAUGGGGAGGUGCAGACAAGUUGGACGAGGAAUGGGAGAAAAGAGAAAGAGUUCGCUUACAAAGGAAGGAAAAGAAGUACGAGGAGAAAUUGAAAGAGAUGAGGAAACGUACCCGUGCAGAAGAGUACACCCGGAAGUUACGUAAUGGAGAAUCUUUGGGGCAAAGACAUGUACAUGAUUGGUCUGAACCACUUGUCUGUGGAGAGAAUGUCAAGCGGAGGUGUAUUGAUUGUGGGUUAGAAACUGAAGAAUUGAUUCUAUAGAGCGUCAGAAAUACAAAAUAAUCGGGAGAGUACAAGUGAGUGUAGAGGAAAUAAAUAGGUGUAGGUAGUCAAGGUACCAUAUAGUAGCCACAUCUGCGGAAGGGGGCCAGAGGAGUGUCUUACAGUUGGGAGAGACUACGAGCCCUACGGGGUCUGUAACCCGCUCCGUUGGCACUCCGUGGUCCACUGCCGUGGAGACCUUGUUCCUCUAACGAGGAAGGUCAGAGGGUGGCCAGGACUUCUCGUAGAGGAGCCAGGCCCCACGCAGUGGCUCUCCCCGAGCAGGGGCCAGCGGAGCGUCUCGCACUCCCAUGAGGGAAGCAAUUACUCUUUACGCACUGAGAAGCAAUAAAUCAAAUUUUUUCUAAUUUUUUUUCUAUCUUUAAUCAAUUAACACGAUAAAG
Messenger RNA from [Candida] anglica, 1661 nucleotides. The record is from the annotation of a GenBank genome assembly. NCBI's taxonomy places the organism in Eukaryota, Fungi, Ascomycota, Pichiomycetes, Serinales, Debaryomycetaceae.